Messenger RNA from Chiloscyllium plagiosum (whitespotted bambooshark), 6378 nucleotides. The record is from RefSeq and is a predicted model, not a curated record. Lineage: Eukaryota; Metazoa; Chordata; Chondrichthyes; Orectolobiformes; Hemiscylliidae.
AUGGUGGUGAGCCUCGCGGAAAUAAUCUCCAAACUCAAUGCGAAGAUCGAUGCUUUCAAAGAAGAGUCCCGAAGUCGGUGGAACUCACUCUCGGCCGCUCUACAAAAGCAUGCCCGAGACAUCGAAGAAAUUGAAUGCCGAGUCGGAGGGGCGGAGCUAAAGGCUGCGACCUCCGAGGUCAUUGCAGAAUCGGCCGUGGAUCGGGUCCGGACUCUCGAGCAGCAAGUCCUGACCUUAGAGAACCACAUUGAUGACCUUGAGAAUCGAGGUCGUCGAAAAACUGAUAUAUUGGGAUCCCUACGAAUGGCCUCUGCCAAUAGUUCAAUCGCCAACGUAAAAAGCAGUGGCGAAAGGAGACAGCCCUGCCAGCAGUCCCUGAAAAUGAUAAAACUGCUUGAUCGUACCGCAUUGGUGAUAACCACUGCCACCAUAGAGAACGUUUACCCAUCUUAUAAAGACUUCGCCCAAGCCAAAUUGCUUCAGAGUAUAAAAAAGGUCGCCCAGCUGCUGUUCAUGCUUCUGCAGCAAGAUGGAGAUCAGGGCCAGCUUCUCCUCUAUCUGUUUACACAACAUCUCACGAGAUUUCAUGAGCUCCUUCACCAGGACCUGCUCUUACAAGUGGAUUCCAUGUUGCUAUCUCUUCUGACCAGGAACGUGAGCUUGCUCCGUGACUUUGUGGAGUCUGAGUUCUUUGUCAUUGACGGUGACUCCUUAAUGAUGACAUACAUCCAUGAGACUACCCUCGUCCCUGGGCAAAAUUUACAUUUCUUUUAUCUGGUGGAGAGCUUCUUGUUUGACUUGACACAGAAGAAGGCAAAGUUUAUCAUUAUGUUCUUUAAGGAUGCUGAAUGUAUGUGGAAUCAAAGUUGCCUUUGCCUCUCUGUAAGGACUGCACUGAUUCUCCACCUUCAACACAACACCAACAUCCCAGUCCUUACAGACUUCUCGAACUGCUUUGAUCCGAAAUGGAAGGACUUUUUGGUUGAGAACCAUCCGUAUUUCGUGGUGAUGUCAGACAAAGCUUUCACCAGCGGUUGGAGUAGCAAGUGUGCAUCUGGAAUGUUCCACAUCUUUAUGCUCCACACGCUAGGGGCAGGAAUAAACAUCGUCCUCUCUUCUGGAAUGAGCUGGGACAUUCUCCGAGUUUAUGGGUAUCAUAUUUGCAGCAGUUCAUACCUGAGAUCGAGUUUUCAGACGCAUGCAGUCGAUUUAAAAAGUGCCCAGAAAUGGCUGGUGCAAGUUGCCCCUUCCAUCUACAAUCAAGUGUUUCGUAUCCCAAAUAAAGAAAAACUGGUGAAACAAGUGCAGAAAGAGAUUCAGCACAGCUUCUCCCAGCUGAAAGGUAUAUGGCCCCAGGGAUCCGACAUCAGCAGAAUUCUUUGCGUUGUGUCCUGCUCAGUGGCUCUGAAGAUGUACGCUCAGGAGUUGGCGAUGGUUGGGUCUGCAGCCAAAAAAGGUGGAAAGGCAGAACCUCACGAGGAAGGACGCAACGAAUUGGCUGUUCAGUCUGCAGCAGACCUAUGCAGGAUAUACUGCCUCCAUGUGACACUGCUACGUAAUCUACCCUUAUCCCACAGAGCCCUCCAAAAAGAUUUUCCGUGGACUGAUUUUGCUGACCACUUCUUAUUGCAGAGAAGACUGGCAGAAUAUUGCAUUCUGAAAACACUGCUGGUCACUGGAUGGAAAGUUGACGUGACUUAUCUGAGUGAUCUGAACGAUGGGCGUCUGUUAAGGACUGUCGCAAAAAUGUGUUCUGAAAUGCCACGUUGUACCGACACAGAGGACCAGUUAGGCAGUAAGAUUGGAAGUGAAUACCGACAUAUCUGGGAAACCGUCGCUAAGAUAUCACCUGAACUCGAUGUAGGACAUGCUUUCCCAGUGACAUGUACUUCAACGGUAUUUCUGAAACCAGCAAAGCCUGAAGAUGCAUCCAUGCAGAAAAUUCCUACCACUGGGUUAAUACCAAUAAAGUCAACAUUAGUUGAAGAAUUCAUUGGGGAUUUACUCAAACAAUUGCCACAACUGAGCAGUGAGGACCUGGAACAUGAACCACGGUAUAAGCUGAAAGAGUUUGAUGAGGUUUUACAUUGGCACUCCAAAAAACCCAUCUUAACUACUCUCGAAGAGCAUCGUGAGAAAUUGAAGGAACCAAUGAGAAAUCCAAAGCAAUGGAGAAACCAGCUACGCAGUCAGCAAAAACUUGUUGCAUUUGAGCGAUUUUAUGCCGAAUCUCUGGAUGAAAAGGCAGCGGUGACAAUUGUCACCAGUCAGUCGGCGGUCACUGAUGACUCGGUAAAGCAGCAACAUCAGCCGAGAAAGGGAAACGGCAGCAAGGCAGCGAAGAAGAAAAGUUCCGAACUCAUCAUCGAAGCUCAUGAGAAGAAGAAGAAGGAAGAAGAGGAGAGAAAGGCCAAGGAACGCUGGAGCUCACUGCAAGACUCAAUUCAGAAGGAGCUGAGCAAUGAUAUCGACAAAGGGAUUAAGACUCUGGAGAGGUUCCUGCAGACCUGUGCCAGUGAUAGUGUGAAAGUAACCGCUGAGAUGGAGGCGAGUAAAUACUGCUACAAGGCUUGGGCUGAACACUGCAGAUCUAAAGGUGCUUCAACAGAUGUGAAGAUCGCAGUGCAUUUGAUGCGAAGAAUUCAUAGUGUUCUGUACAGACAUAAGGAUCAGCUGAGCCCUAAAGAACUCAAUGAAUUGGCACGUUACCUCAAAAAUCUGGGAUUCCUGAACCUAAGAGAUACAGUUCUGGAGAUGAUAGACGAAGAACAGAAACAAGAAAUGAAAACAAAAUCGAAGAAUGAUCCCAGGUUUCCAGUCGGUGUGGGGGCAGCCCGUUUUCAGCUGGAAAAUAUGGGUCCUUAUCUAUUCCGGGAGGAGAGGAAAGAUCCGGAUCCAAGGGUUCUGCACUUUAUACCAGAUUCAUGGCAGAGGGAGUUGUUGGAUGCUGUGGACAACAAUGAAUCUGCAGUGAUUGUAGCACCAACCUCAUCAGGGAAAACCUACGCAUCAUACUACUGUAUGGAGAAAGUACUGAGGAGCAGUGACACUGGCAUUGUGGUGUACGUUUCACCUACCAAGGCCCUUGUCAAUCAAGUGGUGGCAACUGUCUAUGGAAGAUUUACCAAAUCAUUACCCAGUGGAAUGGUAGUGUGUGGAUACUUCACAAGAGAUUAUCGUGAUCAUAUUCAUGAUUGCCAGAUCCUCGUAACAGUCCCGCAGUGUCUAGAAAUUCUCCUGUUAUCUCCUCAUCUACAGGACUGGGUUAAAAGGAUUCAAUAUGUCAUCUUUGAUGAGGUUCACUGUUUGGGUGGAGAGAUUGGUGCUGAAGUCUGGGAACAUCUUUUGGCCUUGAUCCGUUGUCCUUUUCUGGCUUUGUCGGCAACUAUCAGCAAUCCAGAAGAUUUGACUGAAUGGCUGCAGUCAGUGAAGACAUACUGGCAAGGGGUGGAAAGCAGCUCAGACAAACCAGCUUCAACAAACAUGAAUAAGAAAAGCAAAAAAGGACAAAAGACUGAAGCUCACAAAAGGAGACAGUCCUUCAAAGUGAGACUAGUGACAUAUGAGGAGCGAUACAAUGACCUUGAAAAAUUUCUCUGUGACUUUGAAAACAAUGAAUGCAAGUUCAUUCCCUACCACCCCUGUGCUGCUUUAACAGUGAACCAUAUUGAAAGCUAUGGGAUUCCAUCUGACCUUGCACUUACUCCAUCUGAGUCUCUCAGACUCUAUGAUGUCAUGGUCCUUGUGUCCCCUGAGUGGCCCAGAGCACAGGAAUUUGAGCCCGAGGAAUACAAGUCAUUCAGGAACAAAGUCAUCAUCAGGAAGAGCGAUGUGAGGGAAUAUGAAGCUGAGCUGAAGAGAGAAUUUGUCGGAUGGUUGAAAGCAGGAUGGAAAGACAAAGUGGAGAGGGUGCUGCUUUCACUGAAUCCGAAAGCUAAAGGGACAUUUUUGAUCAAUGAGAAGAGAAACUUUCCACUUGUGGUUGAAACGCUUCAAAAGAUGGAUUUGUUACCUGCUUUAUUUUUUGCAUUUGACAUUUCGUUGGUUGAGGGCUUUGCCGCUGAGCUGCUGACACACUUGAUGGAAAAGACGAAAAGCAAAAGGAAACCAAAUGAUGCGAAGGAGAAACAGAAACUAGAAAAUAAACUCCGGAAGCUGGCAAAACACGUGGAGAAGGAAGAUACCUCGACUGACCUCACCCGAAAGCAAAGCGAGCAACUCGUGCUUUACCGUACCGAAUACGACAUGUUGGAGCAAAGAUAUCGGAAACUUUGUGAGCUUCCACCAGGCUGUACUUUUGCAGAGAUUUCAACAGCUGAUGAGCAGUUCCGGGAUAAGAUCUUCUUCCGUAUGCGGAAAGCAAACAGUUCCAAAUAUUUUCAGGCAAUGUUUUUCCGAGGCAUUGGCUGUCAUCAUGCGUCACUGAAUAACAAGAUCAAACAAACUGUCGAGAUGUUAUUCAGACGAGGCUAUAUCAAGGUGGUUAGUUCUACAUCGACACUUGCUUUGGGGAUUAAUAUGCCUUGCAAGACCACUGUCUUUCUGCAAGAUUCCAUGUAUCUGGAUUCCCUCAAUUACAGACAGAUGUCAGGAAGAGCUGGGCGUCGUGGUAUGGAUAAUAUCGGGAAGGUCAUUUUCCUGAACGUGCCUUUGCCUAAAGUAAAGCGACUGAUAAAAGCUAACGUCCCUCAACUGAAGGGUCAGUUCCCCCUGAGCAUAACGUUUGUGCUCCGUCUCAUGUUAUUAGCAGCUAGAGCUGAUGACAAGAUGGAUGCUCAGGCCAAGGUACUCUCAGUCCUGCAACACUCUAUGAUGACCUUCAACCAACCCAAAAAGCAGAAUAUUGUUAAAUUCUACUUCCUGUUCGCUCUGCAGUUUCUGCUUAGACAAAGCUAUCUGGAUGGAGAGGGUCAGCCUCAGGGAUUUGCGGGCCUGUUGAUGCACACACACUACCAUGAACCAGCCAACUUUGUCUUCAUCCACUUCCUGGUGGAGCAUCUGCUGCACAAAAUCUGUAGGCCUCUGAAAAAAAAUUCAAAACAGUUUUCAGAAAACGUGAUGGAAACCUUAGUUCUCAUAUUGGCAAACCUAUUUGGAAGAAGAUAUCUCCCACCCUGCUUAGAAAAAGAGAAGCUUACGUUUGAACAGUCGAAGGUAUUUCUUGAUGAUCUUCCUGAUGAGUUUGCAGCCUCAAUUGAAGAAUACAACAAGACAGCACGUCAGGUCUUUGGGAAAUUCCUGCUCUCUGUCUCCAAUCAGUGCAGGUUGGAAGAUGAAUACAAGCUUCCUCUCUCAGGCACAUCGUUUAUGGGUCCCAAGUUACCUGAAGCCAGUGUCAUCACUAAGAAGUUGGCCAAAACAGUGAAUUGUUCUGCAGUGUCACCAUUCGUCUGUUUAUCUGGACACACUGACCUUGACCUAUUCGUACAGAAUGAUAUCGAUCCAAUAAUUUUCCGCACUCUUGGAAUUCAUACAAACAACAUUCCUGUUCUGCAACUGAAGUGCUUUGACAAACAAGGCAGGAGAAUGCACCUGAAUGCUUAUGCCCUUGACUUCUACAAGCAUGGCUGUUUAGAUGCUCUACACACCGAUAAUGGGUUAAAUCGAGGAGAGGCCUUCAAUCUGAUCAAAGAUUUCUUGCUGGUUAUUGCUUCAAUCAGCACCUCUCUCGAAGGCCUGUGCCUCAAUGAAAGUGACCCUGUCGUAAUGGCAUUCCAGCAACUGCACAGAAGCUACCAAAGCAAGUUCGAGGCCGUUUGGAGCUAAUAUCCCUGACGUCGGAAGGUUUGACCUCAGCAACGAUGAGCAUGCGCUCAGGAUUUCGACUCUGCUGUUAGGAGAGAAAGUGAAACGUGCUUCAGAACUCAGCUCUUGAAUCUUCGCAGCUAAGGCCCUGAUGAUUUAUGUUUUUAAUCAACUGAAGCGAAAAUGAAUGCUUAAUGUGUUUUAUACUGCUGCCAUAAAUCCAAAAGCAUAAGCACCUUGUUCCAUGAAUGCCCCAGAGAAUUCUCAUGAGGACCUGAUGGCAGUCACACAUCUUCUCUGAAUUCACUCAUGUCAAUGUUGGUGAUAAAUCUUGUAUUUGGGUGGGGGUGAUACAUUUUGGGAGGACGGGUAAGACAAGGGAGUAUGUGUUGCACGGGAGAUGGUACAGAGAGCCAGAGAGUACUUGGAAUACAUGACCACAGAUCCUUGAAAGCUCAAAGACAGCUGGAUAAGGUGGUGAAAUUGGCAGAUAGGAUACUCACCUUUAUUAGUCCAGACACUAAGUAUAGGAGCAGGGGGAUUACGAAUUGUAUAAGACACUAGUUAGACACACAUGGAGUUACUGGUCAGAGUGGUGCUGGAAAAGUACAGCAGGUCAGGCAGCAGCCGAGC